This is a messenger RNA of Penicillium verhagenii, 2340 nucleotides long. RefSeq names its product homoaconitase LysF (gene lysF). The record is from RefSeq and is a predicted model, not a curated record. The transcript has 2 exons. Gene Ontology annotation, biological process: L-lysine biosynthetic process. Gene Ontology annotation, molecular function: 4 iron, 4 sulfur cluster binding; homoaconitate hydratase activity. Lineage: Eukaryota; Fungi; Ascomycota; Eurotiomycetes; Eurotiales; Aspergillaceae. Bases 1 to 2340 code for a protein of 779 amino acids.
AUGGCUAGGCAUCUGUGUGCGCUGAUGCGCCGGCCAGUAUGGCGUCGGGCUCUUUUGACCCCAUCGAUCGCCCUUCCGAUGAGAAGAAUUCAGCCUCAAUUGCGAUCAAUUGCGACUCCUCUUGCCCCUCGCUCGCUCAGCACAACUGCCUUUGCUCAGGCCGAAGCCUUGAACUCGCAGCAAAGUGCCACUUCGAUUCCCAUGUCCGAGAUCGAAACCGAAAAACGGACACCCCAGACCUUGACCGAGAAGAUCGUCCAACGCUAUGCAGUUGGUCUCCCCGAAGGAAAGUUCGUCCGGAGCGGCGACUACAUCAGUCUGGCGCCUCAGUACUGUAUGACCCAUGACAACUCGUGGCCUGUCGCCACCAAGUUCAUGUCCAUGGGAGCGACCGAGGUUCACAACCGCAAGCAGAUCGUCAUGACCCUUGACCACGAUGUCCAGAACACCAGCGAAGCCAACCUCAAGAAGUACCAGCAAAUUGAGACCUUUGCUGGUCAACACGGUAUUGACUUCUACCCUGCCGGUCGAGGUAUUGGACACCAGGUUAUGGUUGAGGAGGGAUAUGCCUGGCCGGGUACCAUGGCUGUAGCCUCCGAUAGUCACAGCAACCACUACGGUGGUGUUGGUUGUCUGGGAACUGCUGUUGUGCGGACAGAUGCUGCUAGUAUCUGGGCCACUUCGCGGACAUGGUGGCAGAUCCCGCCUGUUGCCAAGGUCACUCUCACCGGAACCCUCCCGGUAGGUGUGACCGGUAAGGAUGUGAUUGUCGCGCUGUGCGGACUUUUCAACAGUGAUGUUCUUAACCACGCAAUUGAGUUCGCCGGCUCUGAAGAGACCAUGUCAAGUCUUCGUGUGGAUAGCCGACUGACCAUUGCCAACAUGACAACUGAGUGGGGCGCCCUCACUGGUCUGUUCCCCAUUGACCGCACCCUAGAGCGCUGGUUGCGAUACAAGGCUACCGAGGCAGCUAUGCUUGAUGACCGUACCACUCGUGACCGCAUUACUCACGAGCGUGUCGAUGAGUUGUUCGCCAACCCCCUUAAGGCUGACCCUGAUGCUCAGUACGCCAAGCAGCUCUACCUCAACCUCUCCACCCUCUCACCCUACGUCUCCGGACCAAACUCAGUCAAGGUUGCCACUCCAUUGAAUGAGCUCGUUCAACAGAACAUUAAGGUUAACCGCGCAUACAUUGUUUCUUGCACCAACUCACGUGCUUCCGACAUCGCAGCCGCCGCCAAGGUCUUCAAGGACGCCGCCAAGGCCAACAACGAUGUGAUCCCCAAGAUUGCUGAUGGCGUUCAGCUGUACAUUGCCGCUGCUUCCGCACCCGAGCAGGAAGCCGCCGAGGCUGUCGGUGACUGGCAGGUUCUGCUCGACGCUGGCGCGCAGCCACUGCCUGCCGGUUGCGGACCCUGCAUUGGACUCGGAAAGGGUCUCUUGGAGCCCGGCGAGGUUGGCAUCAGUGCCAGCAACCGUAACUUCAAGGGACGUAUGGGUUCUCGAGACGCCAAGGCCUACCUGGCCAGUCCCGAAGUUGUGGCUGCCAGCGCUCUCAGCGGACUUAUCUCCGGCCCCGGUGCUUACCAGGUGCCUGAAGGCUGGUCCGGCGUGGAGCAUGGAUUCGGCACUGGUGCCGAGCCCUCCACCGAGAGCGAACUCGACAACCUGAUCCAACAGAUGGAAUCACUGAUCGACCGCGUCGAGUCAUCCGCCGGAGGCGAAGAGAAGGCCGCCACCGAGAUCCUCCCCGGCUUCCCCGAGAAGAUCAGCGGAGAGAUUGUAUUCUGCGACAUGGACAACCUCGACACCGACAACAUCUACCCCGGAAAGCUCACAUACCAGGACAACGUCUCUAAGGAGGACAUGGCGCUCGCUUGCAUGAUGAACUACGACCCCAACUUCAAAGACGUCGCCAAGCCCAACGACAUCCUUGUUUCCGGCUUCAACUUCGGCUGUGGUUCCUCCCGCGAGCAGGCCGCUACCGCCAUCCUGGCUAAGAAGAUUCCCCUCGUCGUCGCCGGUAGCUUCGGCAACAUCUUCUCCCGAAACAGCAUCAACAACGCGCUGAUGGGCCUGGAAGUCCCUCGCCUUGUUGAGCGUCUGCGUGCCACCUUUGCUGAGUCUGCUGCUGAGCGCCAGCCUACCCGCCGUACCGGCUGGACCCUGACCUGGGACGUCAAGCGCAGCUCUGUUGAGGUGCGUGAGGGAGAGAAUGGUGAGACCUGGACCGAGCAGGUCGGUGAGCUACCCGCCAACGUGCAGGCCAUUAUUGCUGCAGGUGGACUCGAGGCUUGGGUCAAGGAGGAGGUUAAGAAGGCUGCUACCAAGUCUUCCUAG